AUGGGCCCGGAGCCGAAAAAGUUUGGCGUCGCCGACGGAGAGCUGAUGAACGUCCUCACCGCGUCCGGGCCGUUCGCGACGCGGCUCGUCAGCGGCGCGCUGUGCGAGGGCUGGACGCCGUCCAUCGUGGAGGGGCCGAUACCGGAGGGGACGUACUCCUUCGGCGAGUUCGGCGGACGGCAUCUCAGAGAGACGUCGGACGUGGAGAAGUUCCCGCGCCCGGCGAAGCCGCUCAGGCUGUACGAGUUCGAAGGGUGCCCGUUCUGUCGCAAAGUACGCGAGGCGGUCAUCUGGCUCGACCUAGACGUCGAGUUCUACCCGACGCCGCAGGGAGGCCCGACGUUCAGAGAGUUCGUGAAGUCCACCGGCGGGAAGUCGAUGUUCCCGUAUCUCGUCGACCCGAACACGGAGACGUCCAUGUACGAGUCGGACGACAUCGUGGACUACCUCUACGACGCCUACGGCCCGGGGAAAGACAAAGUGCCGAGUUUACUCCGAGCGGGCGCGCUCACAAUUUUAACCGCGGGGUUCGGACUCGCGCCGAGGAUGGGCGCGGGGAGCAAGUACAAGCCCGCGAAGAUGCCGGAAAAGCCCAUCACUGUUUACUCAUACGAAGCGAGCCCGUUUUGCAAGCUGGUGCGAGAGAAGCUCGUCGAGCUCGAGCUGCCGCACCUCCUGAAAGCGUCCGGGCGCGGGUCGCCGAAGCGCCAGGAGUUGAUGGACAAGAGGGGGAGGUUCCAGGCGCCGUACAUGGAGGACCCGAACACCGGCGUGGCGAUGUUCGAGUCCGCCGCGAUCGUGGAGUACCUCGAGAAGACGUACGCGGCGUGA
This is a messenger RNA of Micromonas pusilla CCMP1545, 831 nucleotides long. RefSeq lists its product as uncharacterized. Gene Ontology annotation, cellular component: chloroplast. Bases 1 to 831 code for a protein of 276 amino acids. The transcript has a single exon. The record is from RefSeq and is a predicted model, not a curated record. NCBI's taxonomy places the organism in Eukaryota, Viridiplantae, Chlorophyta, Mamiellophyceae, Mamiellales, Mamiellaceae.